This is a messenger RNA of Homalodisca vitripennis (glassy-winged sharpshooter), 3267 nucleotides long. Its product is annotated as probable myosin light chain kinase DDB_G0271550. The coding region runs from base 219 to 2291 and encodes 690 amino acids. The record is from RefSeq and is a predicted model, not a curated record. NCBI's taxonomy places the organism in Eukaryota, Metazoa, Arthropoda, Insecta, Hemiptera, Cicadellidae. Gene Ontology annotation, biological process: intracellular signal transduction; positive regulation of apoptotic process; protein phosphorylation. Gene Ontology annotation, molecular function: protein serine/threonine kinase activity; ATP binding. The transcript has 7 exons. Gene Ontology annotation, cellular component: nucleus.
GCCGCGCUCCGCGUCCGGCAUUCGUGGCUAGGCCGCUGAGGAGAGUGGUUUUGCAGCUCCGUACCGUCCGUGCCUUGUGUCAGUGAAGUGCCUCUCUCUGGAUUACUGUGACUUUUCUGCGGCCCUUGGAAAUGUCCGGUUCCCAGGUCGGACCGUGAACUGUCGACUGUUGUUGUCGCACCGGACUCCGCGGCUGACCGCUACCGUUUCCCCAGAAAAUGCGCGAGGUGUUCGCGAUAGGUGCUACGGACACGAACGCCAACAUGAGCCCGAUCAUGAUGUCCUCCCAGCCAGGAUACUUGGAGUUGACCCCGGAACAAUCCAAGAGACUUAUACGCACCGAACCCAUCGAGGAUUACUAUGAAGUCGAGGAUCAACCAUUUGCAAGGGGCAAGUACGCGACUGUACGGAGGUGUCGAGACCGCAAGACCGGACGGCAAUACGCCGCCAAGUUCUUGAGGAAGAGGCGGCGCUCGACCGAUCUUCGGCCUGAGAUCCUCCAUGAGGUCGCGGUCCUGGAAGCCUGCAGAGAGACACCCCGUGUGGUUAGGCUUCAUGAGGUCUUCGAAUCCAAUCAUGAGAUGGUUCUACUCCUCGAGCUAGCUUGUGGAGGAGAGCUGCAGAUGUUGCUGGAUAAGGAUGAGGUGCCAAGUGAACGUCAGGUGGUGAGAUUGAUGCGCCAAAUUCUCGAUGGCUUGGUGUACCUUCAUGACAUCAAUGUGGCGCAUCUAGAUAUCAAGCCCCAAAACCUGGUGCUGACGGGGCAGUUUCCGGACUGUGAGGUCAAGUUGUGCGACUUUGGCAUCUCUCGAUACCUGAGCCAAGGCGUGGAUGUCCGAGAGAUCCUAGGCACCCCUGACUAUGUUGCUCCUGAGGUGCUGAACUAUGAACCCAUCAGCCUUGCAACAGAUAUGUGGUCGGUGGGUGUGUUGGUGUACGUUCUGCUGACUGGCUGUUCCCCCUUCGGAGGUGACACCAAGCAAGAGACAUUCUGCAAUAUCGCGCAAUGUCGGCUUGACUUUCCCGAUGACCUGUUUGAAGACAUCUCCGAGGACGCUAAGGACUUCAUGAGGAAGCUCAUGGUUAAGAAUCCGAGUAACCGGUUGACUGCCAAGGAGUGUCUUCAGCAGCCUUGGUUUACUCGAGAGUCCUGUGAUCUGAAAUCCUCUGCAAUUCUCUCUGUAGAAACCAAGCCGACAAAGCCGAGAACGCCUGUGCCCAGCAAACGACCUAUUCCUACAAGUGAAGAGUGUGGAGAGAACAUCAACUCGUCCGCAUUCACCCCGAAAUCAAAACCCCAUGAAACACCACUGAAAGAAAGUUCCUCUAGCACUCCCAUAUCAAAACCGGUGGAAGUCAAUGCCAACAAGGGAUUAAGCGCCGAAAGACGCAAAUCUUUCAUGAAGAACAUGGAGAGUUUGGUGGAAAAACUGGAGGGUGAGAAGGAAGUGGAUAACAGUUCCAAGAAGAAUGAUGUCCCAGUACGGGAAAAUCCCACAGAAAUUAGACUGACCAAGGUUGAUAGUUUCCGUAGUAUGACUAGAGCCAGUGGGAUGCAGACGAUGCCAGUUUCAGGGUUUUUGAGGUACAACAGGAAUAACCAUACGGAUCAACCAUCCACUUUUAACCACAACCGGGAGGUCGAUCGAGAAUCGGUUUUCAAAUUCAGACGAGUGUUUAUAAUAAAUGAUAUGGAAGACCACUCGCCUCCUCCUUCAAUUAAUGGAUCUCUGAGUUCAGACAACUCUUCCAUCAGUGACUCAAACAGUGACACAGUCAGUGAAAUGUCAAUCGACUCAUCGAGCGAUAGGUCCAGUAUCAUCUCCCUCGACGACUCUUUUGACUUCCCGUUCGGAAAAGGUCUUGGUAACAGUCGACACUACUCAUCGUGCUACAAUGUUUGGGAAGCAUCGAAAAACUCAAGGGUGCCACAGAGAAUGUUUCCGAGAGAAUGCAAUGGCUCAUUUGCCAGAGCACUUUCACGAUUUGCCACACAAACGGAAGACGUCAAAGAAGGUGCUUUCAUCAAACAAAGGAAAACACUUACAGUUUUUAAUGGUGGGAGUCCGACGACAUCGACACCGAACGGCAAGAAGUGUGUGGGCCUAGAGCUCAUGCGGGAGAGGAACGGGAAUAUCGUCGUGAUCCGAGAGGUGAAGGCCAUCAACGGCAGCAGGUACCCACGGUGCAGUGAAGUCAAAUGCGAGUCUGUACAGUCGAGGAUACGAAGGCUUCAAGUUCAAAAUGGACUAAAAACAGAACUUUCUAAAGACCAUUACAAUAUAUUUUAGAAUAACUUAUUUUUUGAAGACAAUCAGCUAAGCAAACUCACAGCCAUCCUUCAGUGACAUUUUGUUCUUCACCAAGUGAAAUCCAUUUUUAAGGUAAAAAUAUUGGAGCAAUAAUUGCUAUCAGUUGUAAGACAACAUUCCGAAUAAAUUUAUUCCUAUUUAAAACCAGUCUUUCAGUUUUAAACUGUUCUUAACGUAGACAAUCCUUGUAAACUGUACAGGUAAACUCAUUCCAUCAUGUACUGUUAACUUGUUUAAUUCAGUGUGUUUACAGCGUUUAAAACAAUAUUCAAAAACUGUAGCUAAAAUUUAAGUAAAACAAGUUCCGAUGUGCCUUAAUGUGUACUAUAUAAAAUAAACUGAAAACUUAAUACUAGUCAUAAUUUAAUUGUUAAAAAUAAUACCUAAAAUACUGAAUUAGUUUGUAAGUUAGAUUAGAUCUAUCUCGAGUGCAAUGUUUCAGUGUAAAACUCAAUUUAUAUUUUCGUCUUGACCGACUUACCGAGGCUAGUUAAAUAUUUAUUAUUUAUUAUUUCUGCAUACUUAAGCUUAAAAGGCCGGUUUACUUAUAAUAGCUCGAAUAAAAUUACGGCUUUACAUCUAUCUGUAGAGUUAUUGGAUUUAAACUAAAUUGUAUUAAUAAUGUGUUAAUACUGUAAAUUAAUGUUUUAAAGAGUUUUAUAUGAGUACAAUAUAUUUGUAAAAAGACUUAGAAAUAUCGCCAAGUUUGUUUGUAAAUUUUGUUACGUAUUUAAGUGCCAACACAAUCAAAUAACAAAUCCCAAUGCACAAAGUUGUGCGAGUGUUGUUGACUUCUGUGAUUAUAUAUAGUGUUUUUUAUUUAUACAAAGUUGUGUAGUAUUGUAUUCAUUAUGUGCUGAGGAAUUCUUUUUUGGAUUCUAUUCGCCUGUUUAUCAUGUUUUGUAAAUAUUUUAAUGUUAUGUCAUGAUUUAAAAUAUAAAUAUUUUCAUUUAAA